UUAUGAUACAGGUAGUUCUGCACUGCAGAAUCUGAUUUUACAGACUUGGUGAUUGGUUUAUUUAAUAAUUCAUAAAUUCAAAAAAGAAAAUUCUCUAAGGACCUGUACGGCAGUAAAGGGGCAGAUUGUCUGUAGUUAAUGUCCGGAGGGGGGCAGCAACGUACACAAAGGUUUUAAUGUCAACGCAGAUUCACCACACGAAGAAUCUGUCAUCUGUCAAACGUUUGUUAGCUCGCUAAUGCUAACUGACUUAUUUAGUAGCUGUAGUGACAAGAAGUGACAAUAAUGGAGCCGGUUUGGGAGGACCCUCCAGUCCCUGAAGCUCCUUUCUUUACCAGAGAUCAGUAUGACACAUAUUCCCUUGCGCCUAAUAUCAGAGAACUGUGGGCCUUUCUCCAAAGUCCUGUAGAGAAUACCAACACAGAACAGAAGUGUGAUGCCGGGGCUGCAGAAGCCUCCUGCUCUGCCUCCACAAAAGAAGCUGCAGAGUUUAAAGACAACAGUUGCAUCAGCAAGGAAGAGUCCCGUCGGGACAGCUGUGAUAGCGAUGAUCAGUGUGCAGACAAUUCUGGGGAAGGUACAGAACAAUGCGCGGAUGCCGAAGAAUCAAAAGAAAAGCCCAAGCCGGUUGAGGAUGAGCCUGAUGCUGCUUAUCCUGAACCCAGACUGCCCUACCCUUGUACAUCGAGCAUGUCCAAAAAAGAGCAGAACAUGUAUCUUGACAUAUUGAUGAGGAAAAACACAAGGGAUCCUCCACAGUGGUUAAUAAGACGAGUAAACAACGAAGUAAUGCAGUUCAUGGGAUACCUGCAAGAUGUGGCCAAAAUGUGUGCUGACGACUACAACUUCAUAUCAAAUGCAGCUAUGCAAUACUCCGAGGAGUUUUUCAGGGGCUGUUUGAUGCACAUUAAGACUAUUCCUCAGCUCUAUCAAAUCCACGAGAUGACUAGUUUGACAGGAGGAACAUUCAACCCAGAGUUGAAGCUGACCUUUGAAAAACAGCUGCUGAUCAUGGGCAAUGUGGAUAUUACAGACCACAAGAUGGUGCCUGCUGACACACAGCUUGCAUCGGAUUAUCAGAGUGUUUCAUCAGAGAAUCCUCCAGCUAAAAAAGCUAAGGACAUGCACGCUACAGUCAGCAGUGAUAGCAAUGCAGAGAACCUGUGUGCUCGUUAUGAGCCUCACGUGUGUCUGACUCGAGAUGCCCUUGUCAGGCUGCUAGACAACCAUGGCCCUGACUUUGGAGAGCAAUGGGAACUACCUGUGUUGGUCAAAUUAAACCCAGGAAAAGGCAACAGUCAGAAGAAGACUGUGUACAUAGACUCACCCCUUCUGAAGACUGAAAUGACCGUGAGAGAGAGGAAUCAUAUCUACCACGAGGAGAGUUUAAAGCACUCCAUCAAGAAGAAUGGAAGUGUAAAAGUGUUCCAUGUAAUGACAGAGCUUCCUAUGAGUAAGCAGCUACGCUCACUGAAGAGCUCACAAAGAACUGUGGUGCCUUUUGAAAAUAGCGGUCUUGAUUUCGAGGUGGAUCUCACCGACCUGGAGACAUUUGGAGAGUCAACGCCCAUUAAAACUCCCAAGAUGCAGAAGAGACCGAAUGAGCAGCAGAAUGUGUGUGAUGAAAAUGAAAACGCAAGUUCUCCGCCUUUAAAUGAGACUAAAAUGUCCGAUGAGCAUCUCAGUAGUUCACAAGAAGAGAUGGACACCUCAUUGACAAAUGUGGAUGAUCCCAGAAGAGAGGAGACGAAUCAGCCAGUUUUGAGUGAGACCACUGUACCAAAAACUGAACAAAGGAGACAGGACUGUCCUCAGGAAAGUGAUGUAGACCAUACUUUUACAGAAGACUCGGAUGAUGAGAAGCUGGUCAUUGAUGACUCUGUGAUUUCAGCUGCAAAACAUCCUAAAUCUAAGAACACACCAUCCUCCUCAGACCCCCCGAUUACCCCUGUAUCUGAGUCUGUACCUGUAAAUUCAGCGUCAUCUUCCCCUCGAAAAGUCGCAAGGCAGCGGCGACAAUUAAAAAGAGCAAAGGUACCUGGAGACCAGCUAAGCGAGAUCCUGCACAUGCAGACAGCCAUGUUCAGCUCCGCCAAUGACACAGCCAAAUCCUCCACCGUAUCUCAGGAGAUCAACUCACCCACCCGAUGUACGGGACCCUCAGUUCACUCCCAUCCGAUGUCUCUAGUGAAGCCCUGUGUGACUUCAUAUUUAGAGAGAAACCAGAGCCCCCUUACUCCCCAGAAAUCUGCACCAGUGCACAAUAUCACUAUUACAGAGCACAAAAAAUUAUUGUCAGAAGACCUGCAGGCUGGUGCAGAAGAUGAACAAGAUUACAAGGCUCCAGAAGAAGGCAACCUCCUCUACAAGCUCUACAGUCUGCAAGAUUUGCUGCUCAUGGUGCGCAGCUCUAUCGCGUUGACCCACACCAGAAAAACUGUCAAAGGCCAAAACCAGUGUGUGCCAGUGCACCUCCUGCCCAAGUUGGAGUACCAGUUGUGUUAUGGUGUUGAGUGUCUAACUAGCAGUGAGGCUUGCCAGCUGUGGACUGAGACAUUGCUCCACUCAAGCAAUGUAUCCUACACAGCUCACAUCAAUGCGCACACAUCAAAAGUAGCUCUGCUGAGGAAGCUGCCUGACAACUGGAAAGAGAACAUCUCCUGUGGGUUCAAGCCAUCCAAGUCACUGAAUAUACUUCACCACCUACUGAAAAAGCUAACAGGGUUAGAGGAAGGACGGUACCUGAUUGCACACAAAGCAGGGGAACCAUUUGUGACCUUAUUAAAAGUGGCUAAUGGGAGUCGGGGCGGGUACAACCUGCAGCAGAUCCACAGCUCUGUCCCACGCCCCCCGGCCUCCGGUCUCCUGCCCUGGAUACCUGUUGAUCCAUCUGUGGUCCUGCCCUUCCACCAGAAACAUGGCCGUGUCCCCUGCACCUUCCCAAUAAAACCGUUUAAAAAGAAAGGGAAUACUUGGUCACCGAAGCCCAACAACUGUGGAGGUGGGCAGUCAAAGAACAACUCGAAUGCAGGAGGCAAGACAAAGAAUAAGAAGAGCCGCGCAGCCAAGCGUAAAAAGUAUAUUGAUAACCUGAUUCAGAAGUCUGUUUGAAAAAGUAGUGAGUCGUGUCUAUGCAAAGGAAAGGAAAGCUGACAGUCUCUGUGAUUUCAUUCUGGAUAUAUAUUAUCCAUUAAAUAUAAAUGUUGCUGAAGCACUUUGACAGUAUAGAAUCUAUACGUUUAUGGUUGUAUUUUCUUCAGAGAUAUUUUUUUGUAUAUUUUGUCAUUGCUAAAGUGUUGUAAAAACAGAUCAACAAUAAACUAAGUAUUCAU
Molecule: messenger RNA, 3332 nt
Organism: Larimichthys crocea (large yellow croaker)
Lineage: Eukaryota; Metazoa; Chordata; Actinopteri; Sciaenidae
Gene: ice2
Product: interactor of little elongator complex ELL subunit 2
Exons: 15
Coding region: 286-3111 (941 amino acids)
Biological process (GO): positive regulation of transcription by RNA polymerase III; snRNA transcription by RNA polymerase III; snRNA transcription by RNA polymerase II
Cellular component (GO): transcription elongation factor complex
Source: RefSeq, a predicted model, not a curated record